This is a messenger RNA of Alosa alosa (allis shad), 6184 nucleotides long. RefSeq names its product neurotrophic tyrosine kinase, receptor, type 3a (gene ntrk3a). The record is from RefSeq and is a predicted model, not a curated record. NCBI's taxonomy places the organism in Eukaryota, Metazoa, Chordata, Actinopteri, Clupeiformes, Clupeidae. Gene Ontology annotation, molecular function: neurotrophin binding; transmembrane receptor protein tyrosine kinase activity; neurotrophin receptor activity. Gene Ontology annotation, cellular component: plasma membrane; axon; signaling receptor complex. Bases 337 to 2781 code for a protein of 814 amino acids. Gene Ontology annotation, biological process: positive regulation of kinase activity; cellular response to nerve growth factor stimulus; protein phosphorylation. The transcript is spliced from 17 exons.
UUGGAUCCGUGCUACAAUAACCUGGGACUAGGCGCCUAACAACAGCGAAAAGAUACCCCAGCCUGUACCAUGCAGCCCGGAGACGAGGACUCCAUUGGAGUAUCGAUUUUUCAGCCUUUUCAUCUGUAAAAGGGGUACUGUUGACCCCGUCCUCUCUUUCCACGGCAUUCGAACUACCGCAUUGGCAUUAAUUUGACAUACCUACACACGCACCCACUCACCCACCCACUCUCGAACAGCAAAACGGUUACAGAAACAGGUUUACCGUAGCCCACUCCGGUGGCACAGACGGAAAAGGAGUUUACUGAGGUUCUUUGGGUCAGAAGAUUUGGAAUCAUGGAUUUAUUUCCAUUUUCAGCCCGAAUUUAUUGGUGGAGGGUGUUGUUUCUCCUGAACGUAUUCCAGGACUAUUUGAGUACUCUUCUGGACUGCCCGCCGUCAUGCACUUGCUUCAACACGCAGAUCAAUUGCAAUAAGUCGGACGAAGCGAAAUUCUUUCCCCUUCUUGCUCAAGACACCAACGAAGGGAACAGCACAAACAUCACCUCCAUCAUCACCACCAUAAACAUUGAUGGCUGGUCUGGGCUGCAGGAACUCAGAGAGGUGGACCUGGAUCUCUACACUGGACUGCAGAGCCUAUCUAUCACCAACAGCAACCUGCGCUCCAUCUCGCCCAAGGCCUUUCAGCUGAACCCCAACCUACGGUACAUAAACCUGUCCAGGAACCCGAUAAAAAGAUUGCGCUGGUCCAUGUUCAAGAACCUGCAACUCACUGAACUGAGGCUUGAUGGCAUGCUGUUUGACUGUGGGUGUAGCAUACGCUGGCUGCAGCUAUGGCAACAGAGAGGAGAGGCGGGGCUUCAAAGCCAGCAGCUCUAUUGUAAUUUGAACACCACCACCAUCCCCUUGCAGGCCAUGAACAUCUCACACUGUGACUUGCCAGAGGUGAGCAUGACCCACACUAGCAUCACGGUAACUGAAGGAGACAAUGUGACCACGUUCUGUAAUGGGACAGCCACUCCAAUACCAGAGGUGGACUGGAACAUUAACGGCCUGACCUCAACUCAGAUACAUCAGGCACAUCUUGACAAUGUCACGAACAUUCAUGCAAUCACCCUGACUCUGGUCAAUAUCAGCAGAGAGGACAACAACUUCAUGCUGACCUGCGUUGCCGAGAACGACGUGGGGAUGACCAACGCCUCUGUCCAGCUCACUGUGCAAUUCCCUCCCACCAUCGUGAAGCUGGAUGAGCCCGAGCGCCGGCACCACACCUGCAUCGAGUUCACGGUGCGUGGCUGGCCGCAGCCGACGCUACGCUGGUACCUGGAUGACCAGGAGCUGGUCGAGACGGAAUACGUGCGGACGGAGAUGGACAACUACAAGGACUACCUGGAGGGCUGCCUCACCUUCCAAAACCCCACGCACCACAACAACGGCAACUACACUCUGGAGGCCAGGAACUUCCUGGGUGUGGCCAACAAGACUAUACGAGGGCACUUCCUGGAUUUGCCGUUUCCAGAAUAUGAGGAUUAUGGCACUCCUACACCGACCAUCACUGUAACACACCGGCCAGAUGAGGACACCUUCGGGGUGUCCAUCGCCGUGGGCCUUGCCGGCUUUGCCUGCCUUCUUCUCGUCAUUAUGUUCGUCCUCAUCAACAAAUAUGGCCGACGCUCCAAGUUCGGGAUGAAAGGUCCAGUGGCAGUGAUCAGUGGAGAGGAAGACUCUGCGAGUCCUCUUCAUCAUGUAAACCAUGGCAUCAUCACUCCAUGCACGCUAGAUGCAGGGCCUGACGCGGUGGUGAUUGGAAUGACCCGCAUCCCUGUCAUUGAGAACCCACAGUACUUCAGACAUGGACACAACUGCAACAAACCCGCCACCUACGUCCAGCACAUUAAGCGAAGAGACAUCGUGCUGAAGAGGGAGCUGGGAGAGGGGGCCUUUGGGAAGGUUUUCCUGGCAGAGUGCUACAACCUCAGCCCCACCAAGGACAAGAUGCUGGUGGCUGUCAAGACUCUAAAGGACCCAACGUUGGCAGCAAGGAAGGAUUUCCAGCGAGAGGCUGAGUUAUUGACCAACCUGCAACACGAGCACAUCGUCAAGUUCUACGGCGUGUGUGUGGACGGAGAUCCUCUCAUCAUGGUGUUUGAGUACAUGAAGCACGGAGACCUCAACAAGUUCCUCAGAGCCCAUGGGCCAGACGCUAUGAUCCUGGUUGACGGUCAGCCACUGCAGACCAGCGGCGAGCUGGGUCUGUCUCAGAUGCUACACAUCGCUUCCCAGAUCGCCGCGGGGAUGGUCUACCUGGCCUCCCAGCACUUCGUCCACCGCGACCUGGCCACGCGCAACUGCCUGGUGGGAAACGGCCUGCUGGUCAAGAUCGGAGACUUCGGCAUGUCCAGAGACAUCUACAGCACCGACUACUACAGGGUAAGGGUCGGAGGUCAUACCAUGCUGCCCAUUCGCUGGAUGCCCCCUGAGAGCAUCAUGUACAGGAAGUUCUCGACGGAGAGCGACGUGUGGAGCUUCGGCGUCAUCCUGUGGGAGAUUUUCACCUACGGAAAACAGCCCUGGUUCCAGCUGGCCAAUAACGAGGUGAUUGAGUGUAUUACUCAGGGCAGGGUGCUGGAGCGGCCGCGGGUGUGUCCAAAGGAGGUGUAUGACAUGAUGUUGGGCUGUUGGCAGAGGGAGCCCCAGCAGAGGCUCAACAUCAAAGACAUCCAGAAGAUCCUCUACGCCUUGGGCAAGGCCACGCCUGUUUACCUGGACAUCUUGGGCUAGCACUGCCACCGCCUGUCGGGGGCUUUUGUCCAUCUUUUCCGUCUGUUCCGUGUCUAUGAUGGCGGCUGACUCCUGAACAGCUUCUGCCUGGAUGCUGGUUACGUUCCCCCUACAGAUGAACGACAUCCCAGGAAUAUCCCAAAACAACACAAACCUUAACACUCCGCUGUCACACACGCCCUCCACACGGGGAGAGACUCAAGUGCCUGCUAAAACCUUUGGAUACACUGGAUAAAGUCUUUAAACAAAAGCACUUUUACAUUUUGUUUACCUGCAUUUAAAAAUGUACAGUUACACUGUAUGAAGAGGAACAGUCUGUCUUUUUUCGUAAAAACAACACUGUUCAAAGACAAAAAAAUACAAAAAAUUCAACAAAUAAUAAGAAAAAUGCUUAAGAUCAAAGAAAAAGAAGACAACACAGGAUUAAAUGUUGGCUUUUUCGUAUUCUGAAACGAUGACAUGACGAUUUAGCUCUCCUGUCCAAUCUUCUGUUUUCAUUUUAUAAGUAUAUAUAUAUUAUAUAUAUUUUUAUUUCCUUUUUUUGUCAAAACGUUUGGACGUCUGCCAUCCCUCUAGUGAAGGGCACACCCCCUUUUGAAGGAGACAGCUUGUUGUUGUCCAGUCAGACCAUUAGCAGUGACUUGGAGAAGCCUUACUGCAAUCUGAUUGACUGGGCCUUCUCUUUGACAAAGGAGGAAGCAUCAAACAGGGCUCUUGAUUCCUCUAGCAGAGAAAGCUUUCUAAUGAAGGGAAGAACUCCAUGUUGAAAAGGAGCCCCCAGUCAAACCAACACAUUUAUUUAAAAUAGAAUGUAUAUAAUGUAAAUCUGUGUGUCACAAAGCUACAGUAUGAUAACUUAUUUCCUAUUUAGAAUAUUUUAGUUCCUUGGUGUGCAGUACCGGUGAGUGAAUUCUAUAAAUAUUUUGAUAAUAUUGUUUUCUUUUGUUCUUUUGCUUUGUUCUUGUUGUUCAUGUUUUGAAAAUCUCCACCCAAUCAUAGAAUGUAUGUUUUAAUUAAGUUAAUCCCUGAGAGUUUUCUAGUUUGUUGAUUCCAUUGGGUGCGCGACUAAAGCUGAGCUAAGCUGCAAGGAUACUCAUGACCAGAAACUCACCAAACAUCCACCACAUUUACCAAACAUUCACCAGAAGCUCACCAAACAUCCACCAGACACUCACCAAACAUCCACCAAAUUUGCCAAACAUUCACCAGAAGCUCAACCACCAGACAUCCACCAAAUUUAUCAAACAAUCUCCAGACACUCACUGAACAUCCACCACAUUUAUCAAACAUUCACCACAUUUACUGUACCAAACACUCACCAAACUUUCACCAAACAUUCACCAGACAUCAAAAUCCAUCAAAAACAUUGAUCAAACAUUCACUGAUCUGAGUAUAGGGAUCUCAAUAUUGUAUGUUUGAUCAAAAAUGUACCAAACAUCCAUUGUUUCCAGUAGCUUACGUUCUUGUCUGAGGGGUAGAGGUAAGAACAUGAACAAACAUCCGCAGGUCACAAUAUAGCACUACUUCGACAAAUACGCAGCCUCUAGUCUUACAUGUCCAAGCAGACAAAUAGCCACAGGACAUACUGUAGUGUAGCAGCUUUUGCAUUGGGAUCACCAAGACAACCGUACCGUGUUAGUAUAAAAAGACAUGCCUCUUCAAUAUGUCUAGAGGUCUUUGAAGUGCCGCUUCAUAACGCUGAAUACAGGGGUUGCUGGUCUAAGUGCUUUGAGGUGUGUGACGUGCGCCGGGGGGUUGGGGCACAUGUUGGUGAACAUGUUUGUGUGCGCUGUUUAGUGUUCACCCUGAAGCUUUGCCGAUCGGUCUCUUCACCUCAUCCUUACAGGGCUCUCACAUUGCGCUGUUUGUUUAAAAAGAAGACUAACAGUGUCCUGUUGAGAAAAGACGCUGUACGACACUGCAAAAAGGUUAACAGUGUUUGCUUACGCCUGACUGCCCCACAGGUUUCACCUGCAUGAUAAUCCUCUUCAGUGUUAUUUUUUUCCCAGGAGAACCAAUUCAUUCAUUUUAAAGCAAUGCAUCAGGGACUAAAUCCCCUGUGUGACGGCAGCGUGUAGGACUGAUGUUGACUGUCUGACUCUGAUGCUGGUUGUAUUUCAUUCCUGAUGACUGUGCUGCACUGUGCACUUCCUGCUUUACCUUCAUGCCAUCUGGUUCCAUUGGACUCGUUCUAGAGGCUGCUUGUGUUGACUGCUGAUGGCUUCCCCCUUCAUUCUCCCUCCCUCUCUCGUCAUUAGUAACUUUCCAUCCUCUGUCUCUAUGGCAAUAGCAUUUAUUUGCAGUUUAAACUGUGCACAUACUGUAACUCCACCUUUGUAUUUCCUGUGAGUUAUACUGCACUCCAGAAUAACAGUUGUUGGAAGGUUUAGCAGAAGGGUGAUCUUUCAAAGAUGUUCGACGUACAUGUUUAGACCGUUUGGAUUUCAGUGAACACAAUGAAACAGAUGAUGAGUGAGCAACUCUGUUAAUUGAAUUGAAUUCCGUGUCGAUGAGUUAUAAUGCAAUAGGUAGGCCCUUUUAUAUGGAUUUGAGGCCAUCCUUCUAUAAUUGCACACUCAUAAACAUACAGUACACACACACACACACACACACACACACACACACACACACACACACACACACACACACACACACACACACACACACACACACACACCAUCACCACCACCAUUGGUUACACUAAUGGCAUAAAAAACAUUUCUCAAAAGACACAUUCUCUCUAUCCAUUGCCUGCAUGUUUAACAGGAGGCAAGUUGGCAAACAGACAGCUGUGAAUUAUUCAUUGCACGUUACUGAUGGAGCAGAGUACCCUAAGUCUCUCUCUCUAUCUCCCCCUCUCUCUUUAUCCUCUCUCUCUCUCUCUCUCUCUCUCUCACACACACUCUCUUUCUCUCUUUCUAUUCUGCUGAGUAGUGGACGUUCUUUCCUGGACGUGGACGUUGGCUCAAUAACACCUCAAUGAUACAUUCAUAAUGAAGUGGUUGCCGAGCUCGGCUAUAAAAUCUGUAGACUCAAAAAUGGUCAUUAGCAGUGGGAAGGUCCAUAUACCGGGCGGUGUCGGAGGGCAGUUAUCGAUUCAAGCACUUCUGGCUCCAUGAAGCUGAAAUGGGUUGCGUCACUUCUGGUCUAAGAAGUCCGUCUGGAGGAAAACUAGCUGUGUUUCUGUAGUUCUGUGAGUGUUCUGAAGAUAUGCUUUGGCAACAAUCUAUCCUUCCAUCCGUAAGAGUGCACAAAUGCUUGAGCUUCCUGCUACAUUAACCUUGGGAGGGGAAUAAGCAAGACAGACAGCAAUGUUUGUUGAUCUUGUCAGAGAGGCUUUGGGGCUGCUUUCCCUCACUGUUCAAUGUGUAUGUAUGUGAGUCUGUUUGUCUGUGUGUGUGUG